Molecule: messenger RNA, 1126 nt
Organism: Melitaea cinxia (Glanville fritillary)
Lineage: Eukaryota; Metazoa; Arthropoda; Insecta; Lepidoptera; Nymphalidae
Product: clavesin-2-like
Exons: 7
Coding region: 116-994 (292 amino acids)
Cellular component (GO): membrane
Molecular function (GO): phosphatidylinositol bisphosphate binding
Source: RefSeq, a predicted model, not a curated record
AGGCUGGAGGACUUGAUAAUAGGCGAGUAAACUGUAAAUAGGCAGUUUAGUGCAAUAUAGAUGACAAAAACGUGAGUGUACUUUGUGUAUCUAUUGAAGUGAAAUAAAUGAAAGGAUGUCCAUAUUCCAAGAAAUAGCGUUUAAGGCGGAAUUAGACCGGCAUCUCGAUCCGGAGUGCGAAUACCAGGCGCGCAUAAUAUGCGAAGAGGACUCUACUACACGCGAUCGUGUCGUUCAAGAACUAAGGAAUAUGAUCUAUGAGCGAGGCGAGUGUCAUCCACCACGUAUGGAUGACGCAUUCUUGCUACGCUUCUUGCGCGCGCGUCUGUUCAUUCCAGCGCGAGCUCAUCGCCUAAUGGUGCGGUACUGUACAUUCCGGGAACAAAACCCUCACUUAUGGCGUGACGUGUACUGGUAUGGGCUUACAAGACUAGACAAUAUUUUUGAAGGCGUUUUGUUUGAUAGGCCGGAUGUGGGUAGACUUAUCAUAUGCAGAAUGGGAAAAUGGGAUCCAAACGAGUACCCUGUGGAAGACCUAAUCCGUGGUUGUCUUCUCCUCCUCGAGGUUGGCAUCAUGCAGCCUAAGCUUCAAGUAUUGGGAGGUACAGUCAUAGUGGACUGCGAAGGUAUUGGCAUGAAGCACGCUCGACAACUAACACCCUCUGUCGCUCUACAAGCUAUAAAUGUUAUGGGAUUCACUUUCCCGAUCUACCAGCGCGGAGUCCACAUAGUGAACUGUUCACGAUUGUUCGAGAAACUUUUCUAUGUGUUCAAAAGACUGGCGCCAUCGGACGAAAUGUGGCAGAGAGUACACUUUCACGGCUAUGAUUACAAUUCUUUGCACAGGUAUAUUGACCCGGAAUGUCUUCCAAAACGGUACGGUGGCUACCGUGAAACAGUUACAGUGAAAGAAUGGUUGACAAAAAUUAAAAAAUACAAGAACAAGGAGUUCGAUGAAGAUUUGAGGACAUUAGGAUAUGCUGUCGAUGAGUAAAAAGACUGAAGCAAUUGUGAUUUAUAUUAUACGUGACAUAUUGGUCCCACCACUAAGACUAGUGUCUGUCGAUCAAGUUCCACCACGCGGUGUUACUGUAAUCUGUAAGUUAAAUAUAUUUUGUUAUGUGAA